This is a messenger RNA of Bursaphelenchus xylophilus (pine wood nematode), 4593 nucleotides long. NCBI's taxonomy places the organism in Eukaryota, Metazoa, Nematoda, Chromadorea, Rhabditida, Aphelenchoididae. The record is from the annotation of a GenBank genome assembly.
AUGAAAAUACAAUUUCAGAUUCCUAAACAUUCCAAAACAUACGAUUUUCACCUCCGCUUCCCCUCAGGGCAUUAUGCUAAUAAGCGGUUCCAAAGGGAUAUGAUCGAGACAUUCAACGCGCUAGAUUUGACCAACUACACAAACGAAUACCUCAAUUUGACCGAAGAGGUCUGCGAUCCAUUUUACGUCUUUAAAAACGCCGGUAAAUUGCACUUUUUUACAACAUUUAACAUACAUUCCACUAUACAUUUGAACUCCAAAAUUCUUCAGCUAGCCUUUGUCGAUAUGUGGAAGCGAAUCAAGACGCCUGCUCCAGCGGAGGCUACCCUGAGUGGACCCAUUAUGCCCUGUGUACGGAGGCAUUGGCCCUCCGAUACGGGCUUUGGGUACCGUUGGCGAUACUGUACAUGAUAAUGGCGUUGAUGAUAUUAGGAACGGCGAGCGAUGAGUAUUUGUGCUCGAGUAUUUCUGUAAUUGUAAAUCAGCUCAAAAUCUCGCAGAAUGUGGCCGGCGUGACGUUGAUGGCGUUUGGAAACGGAGCGCCCGACAUUUUCGGAAUGCUUGUUGAAGUUGUAGCCGCUGAAAGUCCGAAGGCUGAUUUGGCGUUGGGCCAAUUGUUGGGUGAGUGUUAAUUUUGUUUUUGACUGUGUUUUGCAACCCACGUUUUUAAUAGUUUUUGCAAUUUACGUUUUUCCAAUAUUUUUUGUGUCAUUUCGUCCAUUUUUUGGGCGGAAUGUAAAAAUACAAAAUUUUUGGUUUGUAACACAAAGUGUUAGCCACAGGCGAGAAUUUUGACUAAUUCCACUGUUUUUCGUUUUCCAAUAACUUUUGUGGCUUUUCGUUAACUUUUGAGACGAAAUGUCAAACAUUUGGAUUUGACUAAAAAUGCGUUUUUAAACAUAAAAAAUCUGAUUUAAAACAGGACAAAAGUUUGGUUCUGGCUUCUGGCUUUCUCAUCUACUCUCAAAUUUAUCCCAUUUUUCAGGAGGUGGUAUGUUCGUUACAACGGUGGUUCUGGCACUGAUUAUUCUCCACAAACCCUUUAAAGUGAUGCGUCGUCCGAUGAUCCGUGAUCUCUCCUUUUACCUCAUUGCCUUGGCUUGGCUGGUGUUUGUCAUCAUGUAUGACAGUCGAAUGUACUACUGGCAGCCGAUGGUCCUACUAUUGCUUUAUGUUAUAUACGCUGGAAUCGUAAUUUUCGGGUCGGGCGUGCGGAACGGAAAAUUUUUGUGUUUCCGAUGGCAAACCGUGCCGAAGUCGCGGAUUUCUUCGAGAAGAUUGUCGAGAAAACGGUCGACGGUCCUUGGUGGUGAGCUUUCUGUGAUGAAAAGUAUUUUUUAUAGGCCACAUUGUAGAAUUGGCCAUCUCGACGGUGGGUCCGGAGGAUGGGGUAGCUGUUACUGUGGCCUCGUGUUCUCCGGGAAAAAUAUCGCCGGUUCCGCCGAAGCAACCAAGAACAACCUCCUUCAACAACGGCUUAUUGACUGUCGAUUGUGGAGGAGUAAGUGCGGGCCAGCUUGGGACAAAAAAAUAAAAAAUGAAUCAAGAAUUUAGAGGGGAAGUACUCCAAGUGCGACGCUCAGGUUUUGAUGACAUUUGGCAUAAAUUUAGAACAAUUUUUUUCUAAAAUAUAUGCAAGAAUCCUAGCUCGCGCUUUGCAGAAACAACUGAGAUUUUUAGGUCAAAAGUGGGCGAAAAUUUUGUACUUUUUGCCGACGAAUUUUGGCACGAAAGGUUUCAUGCCUUUUCUACCGUAGAGGGUAAGGUUUCCACAAACAAUCAAAGUGUUUUUUUCUCUGUCCGCUCUCCGUGUUUACUCUUUCGGCGUCAAAGAUCGUUCAAUAUCUCGGCGGUGCCCGAAAAGCGCGAGCUAAAACUUUCAGGAAUUAAUAUUUAGUUCAUGCCCGACGUGUGUUCAAAAUUUGAAGAAAAUCUGAGCGUCGCACUUGGGGUACUUCCCUUGUUAUUUGGGUAUCUAACACACAUGGUAUACGUAUUAUAGAUCGGUAUAAUAGAUCGCCCGGAAGGGCAAAAGCCCUGCUAUUUCUUGUAUAUAGGAUGACAAGCCAACUUUUAGCCUUGCAAGUUUUUUUUGCUUGCAGCAAUCAAAACAAUGGCUUGUCAAAUGCGAAAGAUCGAAUAUAUAUUCAUCCCAGAGAACCCUAACAAGCCACUUUUUACAGAUAAACAAACACCGUUCCACCAGCACCCUGUCUCGCCGCAGCAACAUUACAAUUGUUCCUGUGGGCGAGCCGGAUGAUGACGUUAUGACGCCCCGCCUCUACCGAGACCACGGCAAGUUCUUCACCGACGAAGUGGACAGCGAUGACACCAGCUGUGAGUUGGUUGAGGACGCCUUGGACAACGCGUCAGUGACUUCUUCCUCGCCCAACACCAGCUACGGCUCCAUCACCCCCAUAACGGACGAGCCGAAGGGAAUACUGAAGAGGAAAUACAAUGACUACAGCAAAAAAUUGAAACACGCCUACGACAAAUGGUAUGAGGAAAAAAUGGCGAACGAGCCGUGGUAUGGAAAGGUUAUCGCAUGCCUGCGAUUGCCGUGCGGUUUGAUUUUGUGGGCCACAACGCCCAGUACAAAUAUGGGAUGGAAUAAAUGUGUAGCGGUGCUGCACUGCUUUGCGUCGCCGAUCUUUGUUCUUUUCGCGUUUGAAGGUGAGUGGGAGGCUGGUAAAAAGGGAGAGGGUAAAUAUUCUCUUCGAAAGAGAGGUGUAAUCCUAUCGGGAAAUAAUGAGUUGUGAUCAUUAUUUUCCCGACAGACUGAUAGCAAAAUAGGACGGCUCAGAUUUUUUUUGAUUUUCCUGGAGCUACAGUGGAUGACCUGAUGCUGUGGCAAAAAACGUACCAUUUUGCAUCCAGGAAGCAUCAAAAAAUGUGGCAAAACACCUCCCUCUGCAAGUAAAAAAACUCAAAUUUCAAAAGCGCGACCGCUCUUGGAAAAAGUUCCUUAUUCUGGCCACAACAAAGGUAUUCCGCGAACUGCGCCCAAGCUUGGGAACGAAAGUUAGGAAAAGAAGGCUUCGGCCUAACUGGCAGUGAAUUACGGUAAUAGCUCUAUAGUUUGAAGGGUACCUACGAAGGCGGUGACGACUCAUUUAGUUCUAUACGGAGGCAAUAAGUUUAGUUCCGGACAUGUUUCAUCGUAUAAAAUGCAAAAAUCGCAGGCUGCAACCGUUUUGUAGGGGUAAUGUGGUACGUAAAAAAGAAGGUACCUCACUAACUGAAACCACUGUCCGGGCAUUGACAACAAUGAAUUGAGCCAGCACGCAAAAGUUGGGCUAAUUCUGACCAGUUUCCGCAAAGUUAUAAGUUGUGGCCAGAAUAAGGAACUUUUUUCCCCGCUCUUUUGUGAGGAAAAAGGGAGCGCCCUUCAAAACGAAAAUUUUAGCUUGGAGAGGGAGGCAUUUUGCCACACCUUUGAUACUUCCCGGAUGCAAAAUGGUACGUUUUUUGCCACUGGAUCAGGUCCACCGCUGUAUAUAUUCUCAAACUACGUGAAAAUACAUUUUCAGCGGUUGCGUAAAAGAAGACCUUACGGUCACAUCUAAAGCAUGUUCAUAUUUUCAGUAGCCACAAUGAAUCCUCAUCCAGACGGGCCGGAUCUGUGGGUGUAUUGUUUCGUCGUAUCGACGAUCCUCGCCAUUGCUGUGUAUAUCAUCACCUCCGAAGACAAGGAGCCCAAAUACCUCAAGGUAAGGUCGUCGUCAGACUCACAACCCAAAUGUUUCGCUUCCAAAACACAUUUUACUUUGCGAUUUUCUUUCAGUACAUCCAGCCCUACACCAGUUUCAUCGUCUCCGUCGCAUGGGUCUAUUGGAUGGCGGCGGAGAUUGUGAAUGUUGUGAUGAUGAUCGGAGUGGUCAGCCGGAUUUCCCAUGUUGUUCUCGGGUUGACGGUGCUCGCGUGGUCCAACAGUCUUGGCGACGUUGUGGCUGAUUUGGCGGUGGCCAAGCAGGGAUUUCCGAGAAUGGCGAUUUCGGCUGUUUUUGGAGGACCUUUAUUGAGUAGGUUGAAAAAUGAGGCCUAAUCAUGAUUUGGAAACGAAAUUUUUUCCUAGUCAGAUAACUUUUUGGCUAGCCAAGUUAGCAAAAAGUGAUUUUCCAGUUACUGAAAAAACACAUUGUAUACACUGGAACAGGUCCCCUGCCGUACGUGAUUUUGCAUUUUGUAUGUAUAUCACAAUUGAUGCGAGCAAAAGUUUUCAUGGAUCGCUUUUGCCGUCUUUUGCACUUUACAUUAUAAAUCGAUCAACCCGUAUUAUGGGGCAAUAUUUAUGGUAGAAAAAGGCCAAAAAAUAAUAAUUUAAAACAUGAAAUUUCAGACCUCCUCAUGGGCUACGGCCUCUCGUUUAUGAUCGCCUGCCUCAAGGGCCGGCAUCCCAUCAAAAUCGACCAGGGCAACCUGCAAAAGUUGCUGAUGAUCUUCUUCCUUUGUUUUUCCUUGAUCUCAACCAUGGUGUUUUUAGUCGUUCAAAAGUUCCACACCACUCGACUGCACGCUUACUUUUUACUCGCAUUGUAUGCAGUCUUUAUUGGGGUAAAUUUGCUGGUGGAAUCGCAUGUCAUAAGCCUUUAA